GCAAGUAGCAAGUGCACUUAAUUUUAACCUGUCAGCGGCAACUCAUGCGAACGGCACCCCUUUCCUUCCCCCGGUACAAUGCUGACGGAGACCGGAUCGAGGUGGCUCCUCACGUACACAAAGCCGAGGUCGCGUACGUGCACAUGGCGCCAGCGACCAAGGCGCAGCAAGCCGCGAGCUCCAUGGUUGUCUCUCCUCCCGCGUCGUCGUCUCCGGGUCCGACGAUGAUGCCGCCGCCGGCGGCGGCUCGGAAGCCGCUGCACCUGCUCCUGCUCCCCCUCUCGCUGCCCGCCCUCCUCCUGCUGCUCUCCCUCGUCUUCCUCCUCUCGCACACCACCUUCAGCCUCCUCAUCUGCCCUCUCCUCCCACGGCCACCCUCGCGGCGCAAUGCGACGACCACCGGUGGUAGUGGAAGUAGCGACAACCUUGGUGCCUCCAUGGACAGGACCAUGCAAGCCUUCCAUGCCUCGACGCCGCCGCCGCCGCCCCCUUCAAGGCGCAAUGCCACGGUCACCACCAGUAGCAGUGGUGCCAGCCUUGGUGUCUCCAAGGACCACAAGACCGUGCAAGCUUUCCAUGCCUCGGUGGCUGCGGCGCCGCCACCGCCAUUGCCGGCUGCUCCUGCUUCAGCUCUUAAUAAGAUGAGCCGCAACAGCAAGAAGGUGUCCGCGAAGAGAAACAAGAGCCUCCUCAAGCUCCUGCUCACGAUCACGCCGCAGACGCGGCUGUUCGCGGCGCGCGCCGACGAGCUCUUCGCGGCGCCGUGCGCGGGCCGCUUCUUCAUGACGUGGCUCUCCCCGCUCGCGCAGUUCGGCCGCCGCGAGCUACUCGUCCUGGAGAGCCUCUUCCGGUGGCACCGCGGCGCCUGCCUCCUGGUCGCCUCCGACACCAUGGACUCCGCGGGCGGCAGGGGCAAGCUGAGGCCGUUCCUCGACCGCGGCCUCCGCGUCGCCGUCACCUCGCCGGACUUUGCCUACCUCCUGAGCGGCACCCCCGCAGAGGCGUGGCUGGGCGCGGUGCGGCGCGGCGGUGUCAGCCCCGGGAGCGUCCCGCUCGGGCAGAACCUCUCCAACCUCCUCCGCCUCGCGCUGCUCUACAGGUACGGCGGCGUCUACCUCGACGCCGACGUCGUCGUCCUCAAGCCCUUCUCCGGCCUCCGCAACGCCAUCGGCGCGCAGGCCGUGGACGAGGCCACCGGCGACUGGAGGCGGCUGAACAACGCCGUGAUGGUGUUCGACAGGGCGCACCCGCUGCUGCGCGAGUUCAUCGCCGAGUUCGCCGCCGCGUUCGACGGGAGCAAGUGGGGCCACAACGGGCCGUACCUGGUGUCCCGGGUGGCGGCGAGGCUGCGCCGCCGGGGCCCUGGGCUCAACUUGACGGUGCUGCCGCCGCGGGCCUUCUACCCCGUGCACUGGAGCAAGAUCGGCGGGCUGUUCGUUGCACCCAAGGACAGGAAAGGCGAGAGGUGGGUGAAGGCCAAGGUGGAGAACAUCAGAGGCGAGAGCUUUGGCAUUCACCUAUGGAACAGGGAGAGCAGGAGGCUGGAAAUAGAGGAGGGGAGUGUCAUUGGCAGGUUGAUUUCAGACAGCUGCCUGUUCUGCAAUUCUUCCAUGUUUGUAAACCAGGAGUAGCUGCAGGAGCUUCUGCACAUUUUCAGCUGCAGCAGAUAG
Messenger RNA from Panicum virgatum (switchgrass), 1670 nucleotides. RefSeq lists its product as uncharacterized. Lineage: Eukaryota; Viridiplantae; Streptophyta; Magnoliopsida; Poales; Poaceae. The record is from RefSeq and is a predicted model, not a curated record. The transcript has a single exon. Bases 45 to 1631 code for a protein of 528 amino acids.